Messenger RNA from Diprion similis, 6867 nucleotides. RefSeq lists its product as uncharacterized. Gene Ontology annotation, cellular component: Slx1-Slx4 complex; nucleus. The coding region runs from base 423 to 5600 and encodes 1725 amino acids. Gene Ontology annotation, biological process: meiotic DNA double-strand break processing; interstrand cross-link repair; DNA replication. The record is from RefSeq and is a predicted model, not a curated record. Lineage: Eukaryota; Metazoa; Arthropoda; Insecta; Hymenoptera; Diprionidae. Gene Ontology annotation, molecular function: enzyme binding. The transcript has 10 exons.
AAGAAUUAACACGAAGUCUAUGAUUGUUACCGACAACAACAAACUUCAAUAACACUUUAGAACCGAUCAAUUCGAUGGCUUCAAUAGAUGAUAGAUAUAGAAAACCCCGUAGAACUAAAGGCACACCAUUAUUUAAAUUCCGAGCUUACAUUGGUGGUGUGGUGUCUGCUUUCACUCUCAUAACCGGAGCGAUACUUAUGUAUUCUCCUAUUUUUCUUGGCAUCUUUCAAUCGUUUGAGAUCCAAAGCGCAUUCAGGAGAGAGACACUAAGUGAAAGUACUGAUGAAGAAAGACAGAGAAAUAAUUUAAUGCUUAAUACGUUCUAUGAGAUAAUAGAUAGUAAAGCAAAGGCCAAAAAGCAAGAAUCCUCAGAGCCCAGUAUUUAGAGCUAUGCAAUAUACUGUACAGGAAGAAACGUAAGGAUGGAAAAUCGGGAGCACGAUGAUUUCUCUCAAUUGAGAGAAUUAGAUAGUAGAAGAAAAAUAAACCCCAGAAAUUUAUCACUUAGAAACAAAAAAUUGCCAGUCAAAAAGAAAGAUGACGAAAGCUCGGCCCAAGAACCUGAUCAGUCUGCCAGUCAUUCAAAAGCCAUUGAAACAUUUUUGCAUCCAGAGAAUUCUACGAGUACCUCUAGUUGUGGAUUGCUCAGUGACACUAUGUCGUUGGAUAAAGAUGAUAGCUUGGCUGAUUUCCGAUCCCCAGUGAAAGAGACUGACUUGAACGAAUCAUUAGCAGAUUUCAAAGUUUCGCUACGGAACAAGAGAUUAACUCAUAAAGAGAACAAACCUGUUCUUAAGAAAAAGCAGAAAAGAUAUCGAGAUGCUGUGUCAAAUGUAAAUCAACCAUCGAUAGAAUCAUCUUUUUUCAAACCACAAACAAUGGUGAAAACUGCUUUUCCGUGCCCAUUGUGUUUCAAAUCCUUUAAAGAUGCAACAACUAAAAAUAGUCACAUGAAAAGUUGUGCCACUAAGAAUAAAGUAUCAACCAAAAAACUUUUGGAUGCCGUCGAAUUGCAGGCAAAACAAGCUAAUGAGAGAAAGGCGCUAGGCCUUCUCGAAGCUCCUGCAAUACAGCCUAAGAAAACGAUAUCGCGUAAACUGAUCUCAGACAAAGAUCCACAAUUACAAAUAGCUUUGGCUCUCUCAAUGUCACUCCAUGAAGCACAAUUGAUGGAGGAAAUCGAAGAUGCACACUUACUAGUAGGUGAACCCAGUCCCUCAAGUUACGGAGAGAUGACAGAGGAGCGUAGAAAAACACUUCAAAAUUUCGGGUUCACUACAAACAAAUCUGCAACAGUAUCUACCAGUAACAAAUCCAAAAAAAGACGACCGGCUGGUCCAACCCUUCUGCAAAUUCGUACCAAGCAGGAAAGAGAUCAUAUUUUAUCAGUUCAAAUUGCUGAAGUUUUAAUGGGUGACAAAGCGAUAACACAAGCUAUGAUAGAAGAAGAGGCAGAAGUUACCAAACCAGAAGAGAAUAUCAUUCUUAAAAGUCGCUUGCUUCAGUCUUAUGAACGUGUGAAAGAUAGAUUGUGGGAUAAAACUCAACAAUGUCUCGGCAGUAAAAGUUCAUAUUUUUGCAAACAGUUGGAGCUUUUAUUAUGUAAGGUCACAGUUGAGUCUGAAAUAACAUCGGGACGAGAGGAACAACCCAAAGUGGAACCUCUCAACCAAAGUGCGAAACACCUUCCUGAUACAAUUGAUGAAAAUACCACGGCUCUUUCAGAAAGUCCAAUCUGUUCUGAAGCUGAAAGUUUAAUGGCUGAUGAUAAUCCUGUAUCAACACUAAAGAGUAGAGUAGACGAAGAGUUCAUUGGUCAUUUGUCGAACGACUGGAGGUUUUUACUGAUUAGUUCGAACAUGAGUGACAUCUUGGUGAUUAUAAAAGGAGAUACAGAAUUACCUGCGCAUCGACUAGUAUUAUUUGUAAGAUGUAGAGAAGUCUUGGACGAUGUGGUUCCUAAUAAUCAUGUAUUGGACAGAAUAUACUGGCCAGAAACGGAAGUUUCUGCAGCAAGUGCGUUUCUGGAAUAUAUCUAUUGCAGUGUUAUAAUGGAAUACGUGUCAGUUUUUGACGACCCUAACACCUUGUCGGAAGUAAAAGCACUGGCAAGAAAGUACAAAUUGCAACGGCUAUUUGUUUACUUAAGGGAUAAAUCAGAAGAGCUGAAAUCAAAUAAAGUUAAUACGUCAACUCAACAAUUGAAUUUCGAGAUGAAUUUAGAGUCAGACAUUACUGACAUGCCUGAUAGUAAUUCUAGUUUUUCACAAUUUUCAUCAACUUCACCAUGUACCAGAACUGCGUGUGAGAAUUUAUCAACCGUACCAAGAACCCAAAAGAACUUCGAAAGUACUGAAACUGUCAACUCUAAUAACAUAAAUGAAAAAAGUCUCAAGAAAAGUACUUCAACAUUGAGCAAAACCAAGUGCGAUGUUCUACCUCGCACUGAAAAUUUGAAACUGCUUGAUAAAAAUCUUGAAGUAGAUCGCAGUAUAUCUCCUGAUAUUUUUGAUGAUAGUAUAACCGAAAAUACUUUACAUAGUACUAUGGCAUUGGAGCAACAAGAAUGUGAUUUGGAACAUACUGCAAAUCAUAGUGAUUCAGACAUUGAAGUUAUAUCUCCUUCUACCAACACUUUGGACACCAAAAAUUCUAAUUAUGAUACAUUAAUGGCUAAUAAAACAGCAGAUCUGACUCACCGGAGAGAGUUUGGAAAAUCUGAAGUGGACUUUGAAUUCGUAUCUACUCGUAAGCGAAAAAGUUACAGACACUCUCUUUCUACAGAUGAUGCUGAUCCGUCUGUGGAAGUUGACGAUUUGAAUUUUGAUAAGAACAAGUCCAGCAUGUUUAUAAAAAAAAAGGGCGAUAUUACAAUAGCUAUUGAACGAAUCCAGAAGAUAAACGCUAAAAGCAUUUCUGAAUCGGAUUCGGAAUGCGAAUCAGUUGACGUGUAUCCUAACAAAAAGCGCAAAAAUCCAUUUCGUAUUAAAAGGUCCGAUGUUUCGCCUAAUAUUGAAAAAAAUUUACAAAAUACUACGCAAUCUGAGUUAGAUUAUACAGUUCCAUCAAAGAAAAGAACAGCCCUGAGCAUUUUUGAAGCGAAGAUAGAGUCAGAAGCUGUUAAAAAUCCUGCGAUAUUCAAUUUACCUGCCCAUAAAAUUAUAUCAGACGUAUGUUUAAAAAAUACAGGAACUUCUCAUGUCUCAAAACUUGAAGUCACCUGUGGUGAAUUAACAGAUACGAAAGCCGAUCAAAAAGAAGAUAACAAUGAAGAUACGGAGAAUGAAAUAGAACCAUCCCAGAAACGUGUUGCUAAACUAGAUGACACUGUUAGUGCCGUUUUUGAUCUAACGCAAGAAUCUUCCGGAGAAAGUAAGCUAGACGAUGAUGAAGACACCAAUAGCACUGAUACCGAAGACCAGGAUUUAUCUAUGUUCACAAAAUAUAAGAGAAAACACAGCCACAAUAGUAUAGAUAAAUAUCGGUGUGCCCUUAAAAAUAAUUACUCACGGAUCUCCAUAUCGAGUUCUAAAGGUACAAAUGAACACCUAUCAUCUGAGGAUUAUCAAAGUUCAGGUGAUGAACUAUGGAACACAGAUGAUGCAUUGAAUCGUAAUAGUUACUCGUCGAAGUAUGAGUACACAGACCCAAAUCAGAGCAUAUCUAAUGUACAGAAGGAAUUAUCAAGCACAUUGCCAGCAGGUGGAAGAAAUGUUGAAAAAUCACCAGAAGUUCUGAGUUCUACAGAGUCGGAUACUGUGGAACAAAAAGCUUCGAAAUUUGAUGAUGCUGAACUCUCAGACUUGGAAAUAGAUCUAUCUGAUUUAUCUAGCACUAAAUCUUCAAAUAUCUCAACGAAAAGCAGAAAAAGUGGUAAAUAUUACAGGACGUCUCUAUCAAAAACAAAAUCUAAUAACGAAAUGUCGGAUGAUGAACGAAUAGACAAGAAUACGGUCAAAGAAAUUCAAAGUUUUAUUGAUGGAAAAGUGGAGGAUAAAAUGUUAGAAAAUGAUGAUCACAAAACCAAAAAAAGUAACAUAUACGAUGAAGACACUGAUGCUGAGUGUUGGAUUGAGUCUGUACUUCCUAGACAUACUGAAAAAAUUAAAUCACCCAAAGUAGGUGAACCAAAAAAAUCUGAUAUUUACAGCGAAGAGACUGACCCAGAGGAUACAGAAACGAAGAAGGAUCACGAGAUUGCAAAAAUACCGAAAUUACAAAAUGUUGACAAAGAUUGCAUUGACAUACCUUCUCCUGACUGUGAAAUUUCUGGAGCAAUGUCACCCGCUUCGAUGGACCUUAAUCUCAUUAAUAUAGUUAGCAAUGAAGUUGACAGUUUACUUGAAAACGGCAGCAGGAGUAAUCAUAUUUUACCCAAAUCGCCUAUAAAUCUAGCCAAACCAUCCAGAGCAGGUCUGUUAGAUUCAUUCAUAUCGACUCCUACUUCUCGAACAUAUAGAACUGUAUUUGAUGAUGUUUCCUCGUAUGACAGAAUAAGCAACGCAGAUUUCAAUGAAAUAGAAUUCACAGUUAAACAGAAUUCGUCAAAAAUCAAAACAAACCCAGUAAAUACUAAAAAGGGAGAAGAUGCAAGCAAUCAGAGCACAGUGAAAAAACAUUACAUCUUGGACAGUGAUUCGAGUGAUAAUGAAAAUUCCAAAAUCAAUAUAUCGCGUAAGACUCUAUCUAAUGCUUCGACGAAAAGAUCAAAAGAAGUCGGGAAUUCCAGACCUUCAAGCCACUCAAGGAGUGGAAGCAUAUCACCAAUAAAUAUUCCAAAACGUUCUCUCGUUAGUUUGCAAAAGAGAUCAAUAUCAGAAAAUAUUAUCAAAACGAAGGGACCAAAUUGGUCUAACUUAAUGAAUGAUUCACUUGAUUGCGAAUUAGCAAUGGUAGGGACGCCAUCAGUGAAACAUCAGAAUAUCAGCAAAAGUAAAGAUGAAACCACACCGGUACAAGAAGUAUCUGCCGAAAACAUCACACCACUGGCUAAUUAUAGUGCAAUGAAGACACCCGAGUUAAGGAAAGAGUUGAACAAAUACGGAUUGAAGGCGCAAAAACGUCACAGAGCUAAACAACUUCUCAGGUACAUUUAUAACGAAUUACACCCAUUGGUGCCUGUGGCUGAUAACAAUGUUACUUCAUAUUCUAACUUAUACAGUAGCAAUGAUGAAUGCCCUGCUCCUAAAAGACUAAAUAGGAGUAAGAGUAUUGAAGCUCUCAAUGAUAGAAGCACAUAUAAUGUUGACUCUGAAUCUGAAGCAUUAGUUUUUGAUACCAGAACCGUGAGCGAAGCUUCCGACGACUACGAAGGGCCAGACUAUAAUGAUUCCUACACUCUCAGCCAAUUUGACAACUCCGACAGUUUGGAGGGUUUUUUCCGAAAAUUAAUAGAAGUGGAUAAAGUAUUGCACAACAAAAUUUUGGCCUAUGAACCAUUAAUAUUAGAGGAACUGCAUGCAACAUUAAAGACUCAAGGGUUAAAAUGUAAUCUCAAUUCAUUGAUGGAUUUUUUAGAUGAGCAGUGCAUCACAUUUCGCACAUUGGCCAAUUCAAAGAAGAGUAAAACUAAACGGAAAGCCAGCCCAAAAAAAAACUGAUGUGUCUAAUGAGCCAAAAAGAACUCAAGAAAUUAUCAAAAGGUCAUUGAAAGUAAAAACAUUUUAAAUACAAGUUAACCGAUAGUUAUUAGAUGCAGUACUUUUUUAAAUUAAUCAUUGGAAAAUUUUCUACUGUUAGGACAUACCUACAUGUAUACAAUGCAUCGGAAUGUUUAGUAAUAUAGAUAAUACUUUUUAUGAAAUUUCUUAUACUAGAAUUUAUUUUUCUGUACUGAUGACAUGGUAAGCCGGGAAAAGAGCUUCAUCGUCUUUUUAUAUUUGGUUGGUCUUAUUAGCACCUCAACUCAAAUCAAAUGUCAAGUUUUUGUUUCCGAUUUUGAUAUCAUAAAAGUAUAUCAGAAAAACUAUUCCUCGUUGUAAAACAUUUAUAUCAGAUCCCACUUAUUCGGACUAAAGAAUAAUAUAAUGCAACAAUAUAGGUAAUUAGGUCAUGUUGAUAUCUAGAACAAUGACAGCGCAUUAAAUGUCUAUGGAUUAUGUCUGACAAGUAAUAUUUCUUGAUAUCGUUAUAAUCUAUCCCUGGAGCUUGAUUAUAAAUAUCACUGUAUGGCAACUGACCUAGUUGCUGAAUUUCAAGAGUUACAUUUAUUGAAUGAAGAAUAUAUUAUAUACAAAAUAAAGUCUCAAUUAUCAGUACUGCAAUGUUUGAGAAAUUGCCUUUCUAUGUAUCAAUUAUACUUGCAAUGAUAGUUACAAUACACAGCUAUCAGUUAUCAAGACAUAGGGAUAAGAAGACAAUUAUCAUUACUUCAUAAAUUAUUCAUUCACUGCUAAGAUUCAUUUAUCUAUCGCAGAAAGGAGAACAUUCGGUUUCACCUAAAUCCAACAAACGUAAAUUCUUAGGAAAAUCACAGGAUCCUUUUGGAUAAAUCGUUGUAGUCGACUACAACUAAUUGUAAUAAAUCACUACUUAUUAUAUUGUGAUACAUUUACGGAAAAAUAAGAAACAAUAUAUUUUCUUUUAUUAACACAGAACAUCGAGGUAUAAUAAAAAAUCUUGCCCUUCUAUCAUUGGAAUAUAAAACAUGAACAUUUAAUUACGGAUUAAUGUAUAUGUUAUUUUUUUUAUUGAUGAUAUUUAUUCACUUCAAUAUGACUGAUAAGUGAACUUCUUUUUGUUUUCGUUAUGAACUAGAAAUUCGAGUGUCUUCAACAAAAAAUCUAAAAAACAAUACAACUAGAAGUUAUUUCAAUUCGAUUAUUGUCAUAUAACUAGCAACAUUUAAAAAAAAUAUGAAUGUUAUGA